UCUUCUAUCCUCUAGUCACCAUCGACAAGUUGCAUUAAGCUUUUGUUUCUUGAUCUCGAAAGGGAACCUUCUUCUUGUAUUUGAAUUAUAUUGCUCUCAUGAGUGGCAAUAAUCACAUCAUGAUGGUGACUAGAGGGGUGGUGUGCGGUAAAUGUAGACACCGAUUAUCAAUACCGACAACAAAUUCCACAGAAGUUAAGUGCCCAACUUGCAAUAAGAUGAAUCCAAUUCCAACCUAUGAACAAUUCGGUAACAAAGAUCGGAGCAUCGAAAAGUUAAUAGUUAAGGCAAAGGAAAAGAUAUCAGGCAAUGAUCUAAUUAGUAGCAAAAAACCAGACUCGUUGAAUAAGAAGCCCUCCCUCUUGAACAUUCCGGGGUCAUCAUCAUCGGAGACAAGACCAGCAGGGAAGCGAGCGCUGCUGAUCGGGGUGACUUACAAAAGGAAGCACAAGCUUAAGGGGGCAAUCAAUGAUGUGAAGGGCAUGAGAGAAUUGUUGAUCCUCAAUUUUGGCUUCAAGGAGGACAACAUUCUGGUUCUGACAGAGCAGGAGAUAGAACCAGAACUAAUUCCAACAAAGAAAAACAUCAUGAAAUCCCUGGAAUGGCUCGUGAAGGGCUGUCAGGCUGGUGACUCCCUCGUGUUCUACUUCUCCGGCCAUGGCUUAAGUCAACCAGAUUUUGAAGGCGAUGAGAGAGAUGGGUUUGCCGAAAAUAUUUGUCCGGUGGAUUUCAUGACCGAAGGCAUGAUCGUUGACAAUGAUAUUAAUUCAACCAUUGUUUGGCCGCUCAAAAAAGGUGUCACUCUUCAUGCAAUUGUCGAUGCCUGUCACAGCGGAACUGUCCUUGAUCUUGAGCAUGUCUACAAUAGAAACAAAUGGGAAGAUAACAGCCCUCCAUCUGGAAAUGCUAGGAAACAUCCAGAUGGUGGAUUGGCAAUAUCUCUCAGUGCUUGUCUUGAUAAUCAAGUUGCUGCUGAUACCACCGCAUUCACAGGAAAGACAAUGAAUGGAGCUAUGACCUUCCUUUUAAUUAAAAUUAUGAAGAAAUAUCACGGAGUAACAUAUGGUGACCUACUUGAUAUGAUGCAUGAAGAAUUGGACAAAGUUAAUGAAAGCAGAUGCUUUGCUGAAAAAAUCUUUAAAAAAAUAACGAAAAACAUGUUAUUGCAGAAGCCUCAGAUUUCAGCUUCCAAACCAUUCGAUGUUUACAAGCAACAUUUUGUUUUGUAAUCGUUAGAGCAAGAAACUAAAAUAACAGCAUGUCCAUGACUAGCGAGCCUCUGAUAAUAAGCUAGGAAAGGGGAAAAACAUUUUCCUUCAAUUUCUUGAUUGGCCUAUUAGGCAAAUCUCUAUUUAUCAUGCAUUUGGCAAUCAGUGAAUAUCCUUAACCUUCCAAGCGAACGUUUUGUUCUGGAUCAACUCUGUGUCCCUAGAUCGUUGAAGAGUUCGAAACUGAACUUGUUUGCUUCUGGGUCCUGAUUGUGUAUUCUAUAUAUGUGGAAUAACAUAUUGUUGGUUAAAGCUAUUUAUUUGUGAACUUUUUAUUUU
Messenger RNA from Populus euphratica (Euphrates poplar), 1547 nucleotides. Its product is annotated as metacaspase-1-like. Gene Ontology annotation, cellular component: cytoplasm. Bases 99 to 1229 code for a protein of 376 amino acids. The record is from RefSeq and is a predicted model, not a curated record. Gene Ontology annotation, biological process: proteolysis. The transcript has 5 exons. Lineage: Eukaryota; Viridiplantae; Streptophyta; Magnoliopsida; Malpighiales; Salicaceae. Gene Ontology annotation, molecular function: cysteine-type endopeptidase activity.